Molecule: messenger RNA, 732 nt
Organism: Penicillium verrucosum
Lineage: Eukaryota; Fungi; Ascomycota; Eurotiomycetes; Eurotiales; Aspergillaceae
Product: putative glutamine rich protein
Exons: 1
Coding region: 1-732 (243 amino acids)
Source: RefSeq, a predicted model, not a curated record
AUGGGUGCGCGCUUCGUAGUCGAGGACGGUAGGGGUAGAAUACGUCUUAUGUCAAGCUCUGCUACUGGGGGCCAGCUCGCUAUUGAUGGAGCCAGGUCUGCCGGAGUCCCUGACACCCUUCGAGGGGAUGAGGCACUGAUAAGCCUUCGCAACCUCAUUCGAACGCAGUUUGGUGGCACAUACGGCCUAAAUUGGGUAGCUGUUGGUGAGGUAGAUCCCAUGCAUGAUGGGCUUCCUUUCACGCUAGUUGGUUUCUUUUAUGAAGGUCCCAAUGGAAAUCCCCCCUUAAAGGAGGUUGGCCUCUCGCGAUCGGCCCUCAAAAAGAUUAUCUCGGCACAAGAAGCCGAUAGACUCAUUUCAGAAGUUUUGACUUGUGAUUCUAAUGUUGCUUUGAAAGAUGCUAUUUCAGGCUUGUCUGGCCUAAGUUUAAAGUCUGGCGAAAAUUCUUCGCAGCUUCCUGAAUUUGGACUUCCCACAACUCCACAACCAUCUCUUCUUGGAUACAACCAGCAGACUGCGCAAAAGUCUCUCUAUGGGUCUAACCGGCAACCUCAGAUGCAGCAACCUGCCCAAGGAUCUCUCUUCGGAUCUAACCAGCACCCCGCCCAGCAGACCGCGCAAAAUUCUCUCUUUGGGUCUUACCAGCAACCCCAGACUCAACAGGGUCACAACCAGCAGAUGGGUUCCCAGCGCCUAGGUAACCAGAGAGAAGACCAAGAAGAGGAACUGUAG